This is a messenger RNA of Solea senegalensis (Senegalese sole), 1251 nucleotides long. Its product is annotated as peroxisomal N(1)-acetyl-spermine/spermidine oxidase-like. The transcript is spliced from 8 exons. NCBI's taxonomy places the organism in Eukaryota, Metazoa, Chordata, Actinopteri, Pleuronectiformes, Soleidae. Bases 1 to 1038 code for a protein of 345 amino acids. The record is from RefSeq and is a predicted model, not a curated record. Gene Ontology annotation, molecular function: polyamine oxidase activity.
AUGGCGGCACUUCGGCGAGCAGGUGAGAGGUGGAAGGAUAAAACCACCAGGGAGCUGCUGCUGUGUGCCAUCAGUACAUUGUUGAAGAAAGAGUGCUGUGAACAAGGGACUCAUACCAUGGAUGAUGUAGACCUGGCAGGAUUUACUAUGUUCAAGUAUCUACCUGGACUUGACUGCACAUUGCCAAGUGGUUUUGAAGGCCUCAUCGAGAACUUGAUGUCUGAGCUCCCCAGUGGCGUUGUGUCUUACAAUCGUCCUGUGACCUGUGUCCACUGGAACAACAUGAGCAGCGAAGCAAACACAGUGACGGUCGAGUGUGACGAUGGGGAAAUGAUAGCCGCUGAUCAUGUUAUCGUCACCGUACCCCUAGGAUACCUUAAGAGACACCAUUCAACCCUGUUCUCUCCUCCUCUGCCGCCUCACAAGCUGAAGUCCAUCGGGAAAGUAGGAUUUGGAACAUGCAACAAAAUUUAUGUGGAAUUUGAAUCACCGUGGUGGGAUAGUCACUGUGAGGUCAUCUACCUGCUGUGGAAAGAUGAGUGGGAUCUUUCGGUCCAGAGGUCUGAUAUCAGCAAAUCAUGGAUGCGAAAGAUCGGCGGGUUCAUCGUGCUCCCACCCUCUGAAAGGAAUAGUCACAUUCUCUGUGGCUGGAUUGCUGGGCAUGAGGCAGAGUAUAUGGAGACACUGACUGAGCGGGAGGUGAGACGUUCCAUCACUGAGCUUGUCUGUACAUUCACAGGAAACCCUGCUAUCUCACCGAAGAGAAUCUUGCGUACCCAGUGGUUUCAUCAGCCAUGGACGUGUGGGUCUUACAGUUAUCCAAAAAUAGGAUGUUCAACACAGGACAGGGAGAACAUAAUGGAGCCCCUGCCAGGGAAGGGAUCACAGUCACAGCCCCUGCAGGUGUUGUUUGCUGGAGAAGCGACUCAUCCCUCCUACUAUGGCACUGUCCAUGGAGCUGUCUUCAGUGGGUGGAGAGAAGCUGAUCGGCUCAUCUCUCACUACUCCCCCAUUGCUCAAACAAAUCAAAACACGUAAAGAUGGUCCUACUGCUAGGUGCUUAAAACAUGGUGUAUUUAAAAGACCUGGAGGUACUUUUUAAAAUAUGGGUUUUUUUUAUCCAUCCAUCUUCUACCUCUUUAUCCUCCACAUGAGGGAGGUGCUGCGUGAAUCUCAGCUGACUUAGGGUGAAAGGUGGUGUACACCCUGGUUGUCAGUCCAUCACAGGGACACUUAUAGAGACAAACAAAC